This is a messenger RNA of Ruditapes philippinarum (Manila clam), 1410 nucleotides long. RefSeq lists its product as uncharacterized. Bases 1 to 1410 code for a protein of 469 amino acids. The record is from RefSeq and is a predicted model, not a curated record. The transcript is spliced from 9 exons. Lineage: Eukaryota; Metazoa; Mollusca; Bivalvia; Venerida; Veneridae.
AUGACAUGUUCCUAUUUCAAAUUUAAAAAAAAGAGUUUAGUUCGAUUGUCAAAAACAGGGGCGGCAUUCUCCUCACCUAGCUUCGGAAUAGAUUCAUCACUUUGCAUAUCAGUAGAAGUUAGGAGAUCCACAAGAAACACGGUAGAAAAUAAAUCAUAUUUGGAAAUAUCCUUGGUCAACGUUCUAGAUGGAUCAUCCUUGCCCCUAAGAAAUAGUCGCUUUCCAAUUAUAUAUGAAACAUGGAGAGAUUUACAAUACUUUCAGGCGUCUAUACCUUCGGCAAAAUACCGACUUAUAUUUGCUGCGAACAUGGGCGAUCAGGAGGGUAUAGAUAUAAAAUCUGUCAACAUCAAUGGUAGUAAUUGUAGAUCUCUAGAAUGUCCGGACGAGAACGAUGUUAUUUGUGAUGAGGAGGGACUUAUGUUUUGCAUGCCGUUAACCGAUGCUUGCAAGCACCAAAACCUUUGCUCAACUGUGACGUCCUCAAUAUGUUCUACUAUUGAUUGUGAUUUUGAUGACAAUUAUUCAUGCGGAUGGAAACUAGACAACGCUGAAGUCCGAAACAGCACGUUGACUCUCGGAGACCAAAUGUUGACUUUCGCAGAAACACCCGUGAUGCAUGUAGAUACCGACACCUGCAUGUCAUUUACACUAAUGACAGACUUCAAUGACAAUGCAUUAAGAAUAAUCAAAAACUCGUCAGGCUCUCUCGAAGAGAUGAAUAAUUUCCAUCAGUUAAAGGCACAAGGACAUGUUCAGGAAAUAAAAGUGGACUUGCCAGUUGGGAGCUACAGUAUUAUCUUUGAAGCACGACAUAACAGGGAGGUUGCUGCACAUCUGUAUAUAGACAAUGUUAAUAUGUCUCGGGAAGUGUGCACAAAAACCCAAUGCCCGGGAAGCACGUGUAGUUUUAUAGAUGGAAAUGGAAAAGUGAACGUCAUAUGUUUACAAGAUGAUGUCUUUUGUGACAAGUUUGUAGACUGCCCGUCUGAGAACGAUGAGGAAAAUUGUGAUUACUCAUUUGAUUGCGACUUUGAUACAAAUUUAUGCGGAUAUGACUUAUCGGACACACUGGAUCAUGUACAUACACCGUACAGGGUUGCUGGCACUGAUAUGAUGAUACCCUCUAUAGGCGGCUCGCGAAAUGAUUUUGUGCUUUUGUAUAAUUCUGCGAAUGCUGACAAGGCAGAAAUUACAAGUGGACCACUUUUUCUUUCACAAGACAUAUGUGAUAUAGAAUUGGACGUGUUUUGUCAGACAGAUCCUUCAGUUAACGCAUCGGAAACAUCGGCUUCUAUGGUUAUUAUCACUCGAGAUUUAUAUAGAAACCCAUCUCAUUAUGAGGUUAAUAUAAAUAUGCAAUCGGAAUGGACAAAGUUGACUGUACCAGUUAAAGACUUGUUCUGGUAA